AUGUCGGACGAUUUAGAGGUUAGAGGAGAAAAUGAGUUGGAGUUUUUCGCCAUACCCUACCAUUUUGAACCGAAGUACACAGAUGAAGAACUAACCACACUGCUGAUUUCAAACAUUCACUCUGAAGAAAGACCAAAAGCCAAAGUGAGCAUCAAACCUGAUCAACAUGUAUUCAAAGGAGAGACAGUCACUCUCAGAUGUAACAUUGAUGGUGAAGCAGCCACCAGCUGGAUGUACAGCUGGUAUAAAGACAGUUCAGUCAGUGUUUUCAGUGAACUACAGGAACACACAUUCAGGUUUGUUACUGAGUCUGAUGCAGGUAAAUACUCCUGUUAUGGAGCAGAGAGAGGAGGAUCACGAACAUCAAGCAUCAGUGAUGCCAAUACACUGACAGUAUCAGAUUUUCCUAAACCAAAACUGACUGUGCGGCCACAGAGUUCAUUGUUCACUGGAGACUCAGUUACUCUGAGAUGUGAGGUGGAUCAGUCACAGGAUGGAUGGGAGUUUCUCUGGAGUAAAAACUCAAACACUGAAUCUACUGAAGCUGCAACUAAAACAAUCAAUUCAGUGAAAGUCUCUGAUGGAGGAGAGUACAGGUGCAGAGCACAAAGAGGAGGAUAUUUCACAGAUUACAGUGAACCAGUAACAGUGACAAUAUAUGAAAGACCAAAACCCACAGUGACCAUCAAACCUGAUCGACAUGCAUUUGGAGAUACAGUCACUCUCAGAUGUGACAUAUAUGGUGAGGGAUUCACAAGUUGGCGGUACAACUGGUAUAAAGACGGUUUAGUCAGUGUUUUCAGUGAACUACAGGAACACACAUUCAGUCCUGUUACUGAGUCUGACGCAGGUAAAUACUCCUGUUAUGGAACAGAGAGAGGAGGAUCACGCUACUCACACCGCAGUGAUGCAGUUACACUGAGAGUAUCAGGUGUUUCUCCUCUAGUGUCUCUGAUCAUCAGUCCCAGUAGAACUCAACACUUCACAUCUGUCUCUCUCUCUCUGAGCUGUAAAGAUCAGAGAAACUCUGAUGGAUGGAGAGUGAGAAGAUACACAGUCAGUGGACAGGUAGAAGAUUGUUCGUCAUCACCGUGGAGAUCACAAAUAGGAUCUACAUGUACAAUCAGCUACACCAGCACAGCAGACACUGGAGUGUACUGGUGUCAGUCUGAAUCUGGAGAGAACUAUCAUCCUGUUAAUAUCUCUGUACACUCUGGUGUGAUUCUGGAGAGUCCUGUUCAUCCUGUGACUGGAGGAGAUUCUCUGACUCUGCACUGUUUAUAUCCAUAUUCAACCCCACCAAACCUCAGAGCUGAUUUCUAUAAAGAUGGAUCACUCAUCCAGAAUCAAACUACAGAGAUGAUCAUCUCUACUGUCUCAAAGUCACAUGAGGGUUUCUACUACUGCAAACACCCAGAGAGAGGAGAGACACCCAAGAGCUGGAUCUCAGUUAGAGUGUCUCAGAUCUCAGUCCUCCACACACUCAGUUCUGUACUGGCAGUUUGUCCAUAUCUGCUAGUGACAGUCGUGCUGAUCUUCAAAUGCUACAGGAUGAGAGUUGCAUCUGUUGAAGAGGAAGAAACUUCAGUCUGAUAUUAAUCUGAGAAAACUUCAGCUUUACUUCCGGAGUGACAACUGCAGUUAAAUGCUGGAAUGAAUCCUCUUACUGAUCAUUCUGUGUGCGCGCAUGAAAUACAGAAGUCAACAUGAGCAUUACCAGCCAACUUGACUUCCAUUGACCCCCCCCCCGAUAUUUAAGUACGGUAUUAUAGAGCAAACCUCUCUGUGCUUUCCCAACCUUCACUGAAU
Sinocyclocheilus rhinocerous is the source of this 1809-nucleotide messenger RNA. RefSeq names its product sialoadhesin-like. Gene Ontology annotation, molecular function: transmembrane signaling receptor activity. Gene Ontology annotation, cellular component: external side of plasma membrane. Lineage: Eukaryota; Metazoa; Chordata; Actinopteri; Cypriniformes; Cyprinidae. The transcript is spliced from 9 exons. The record is from RefSeq and is a predicted model, not a curated record. Gene Ontology annotation, biological process: cell surface receptor signaling pathway; immune response. The coding region runs from base 1 to 1593 and encodes 530 amino acids.